This is a messenger RNA of Diabrotica virgifera virgifera (western corn rootworm), 3645 nucleotides long. RefSeq names its product proteoglycan 4. Lineage: Eukaryota; Metazoa; Arthropoda; Insecta; Coleoptera; Chrysomelidae. The record is from RefSeq and is a predicted model, not a curated record. Bases 196 to 2559 code for a protein of 787 amino acids. The transcript has 11 exons.
UGAUCUCCGAAUAGAACAACAGAAAAUUCCUGAGAUAUUGGAUCGCGGUGAUCGGUGCUAUUUCGUGAUACCGCCAAGAAAACCAACAGUGCCAAAGUGCGCGAGUUUCUUCUGUUUGUGCACAUUGCAGGAAUAGCACUUCUAGGAUACACUUCUAGGAUUAAACGGGGGAUGAGAGAAUAGAAGCAAAUAAAAAUGUCGCAAGUUGAACGGAAAGAGUACCAAGAAUCGAAAGUAAUGAGGACAGUGUCACCUGCUCGAAGAAACUAUAGCUCAAAUCAAAAUUUAUCCCAAUUCGAUAGCAACUUAGAUUACCUCCUUGAAGACCUUCAAAACUCAGUAUCUCGUCCAGGAAGUUCGUUAGGAUACAACAGUAGUGGAAGUCAUACACACAGGGAAACUUCCCGUGUUGUGGAUACAGGCAGAAGUAACUCGCUGAAUAGAAUCGCCCAAUUAAAACCUUCAAAUCCAGUAGAAUAUUCUUCGGAUGAUGCUUACAAUUAUACAAGUCCAGAUGGAAACCAAAAAGUUAGUGGUUAUAAAAAAGAAAAAUACAUUUACAAAACUACCAGUGAGGAUAUAACUCCAGACAAGAUAAGAACUCAAAAUAGUAUAAAUCAACUAGAUAAUUUAUUAGAUGAUCUACAACAAGUGAAGAAAUCCUCGUUUUUGGACUCAGAGACUUAUAAUAGCCCUGGAUCCGAUCCAAAGUAUCAAAGCUCCAUAUCGAAGAAAUCUAUUAAUAGAGAACUCCACUACGGAGAUACUCCUCGAAGCAGUUCCAGAAGCCGAACCCUUGAAAGAGACGGUACGCUACAGAGGGACGUGGAGUACAUCAGCGAAGGUACUUACAGUGAUACCCGCACGAACCGUCCAGUCUCCCCAGCCGUCACCUCCAGAACCUCAACGCUAAGCAAGCAGACCAAAGUCAACAACAUCCACGAGUACCCUGUCGAGGUCAUCGAAACAGUCACUCCAGAAAUAGAUCCUGAAGUGCUGGCCCACUUGGACCCUAACUUAAGACCUCCUGGUAACACCAAAGUUACCACUACCAUCAAAACUUACACUUACGAAAUCCCCGGUUCUGGAGACUUCCCCACGAACGUCAACGACUCUACUGCCACUGAGCAAAAAUAUGUUUACUCACCUAACAAAUCUAUAACCACGCCGAGCAAGAGUUUUGUCUAUAAUAAAGUCGAGAACAAAGAGAACACCAUCGUGCAACAACAGGAUAAUUAUCCUCCUUAUCAAAAACCAAGUCCUCCAGGAGGUGUCUUAGUGAAAGAAACCAUCACUACUCGCAACUACCAACCAGGCUACAGGGUUGACAAAAAUCCACCAACUACGAACCAAACAUACAUAUACAACGAGACCAACACCACCACGAAGAACGUUGAUAACGGAUACCCACCGGCACCACCACCACCCCCAGCCCAAAACACGUACAUACUUAAAGAAACCACUACGAACGUGAACCAAAGUGAGCCUCCGAGAAGCUAUCCCCAUCAACCUGGAAAGGAGACGUAUAUUUUGAAGGAAACCCACAAUACUAAUGUAACUGAAUAUCCCCAACGGCCUGAGCCUUAUCAACCUGGAAAGCAAACGUAUAUUAUCAAGGAGACGCACAAUACAACUGUAAAUGAUAGAUAUCCACCUCCUCCUCCUCAACAGCCAGAGAGCUAUCCCCCAGGAAGGGAGACAUAUAUUAUUAAAGAAACUCAUAAUACCACUGUUAAUGAUAGACCUUACUCGGAAAGAGGAUAUCCUGUGUACAAUCCACCUGAUGAACGAAAUCCACCAACCAACACCACCUACUUCUACGAGGAGACCACCAACACAACCACUAGCAACCGGCCUGGUUCCCCAUACCACAACGGAUACCCACCUGCUGAACCUCCAAAAACGAUCGUCUACAAACAAGAAACUCAUACCACCAACAACACUUAUGGUCCCAACAGACCUAGACCAGACGUCGAGACAUUUGAUCCCAACAAUCCUCCAUACGGAUUUAAGAAGAAUCCAAACGAACCGAUAAAUAUUCACUACUCUUACAAAUCAACAAGCAAGACCGAAAACAAUUAUAAAGGAGGAUAUCCGCCCAAUGGGGAGACAGAAAGUCUGUUGCCCAAGAAAUUCCCAACUCAUGACGGACCUGAUGGACCUCCCAAGAAAUUGGACGAGCUUAUGGCCACAAUAGGACGUGAGCCUCCAAACAGUCCACUAAACGCAGGCUUCCUUCAACACGAAGAAGAAAAGGCACACCAAAAGAAGGUAGACAGUUUGAAACAAAAAUCAGAAGUGGAAACUUUACAAAAGAAAGAACCACCACCAAAAUCGAAGAACAUCGCUGGGCCACCCGUGUACUAUCCUCCAGGAGAAAUGUUUUUGAAGAAAGAAGAAGGUGGCGAAGCUUGGAGAGCACAGGGAGGAUAUGCCAGAGCAUCUGGAAAAUACCAAUACGAAGCAGAAAGCAGGAGCAAAUCAAAAUCGAGUAGUGGUGCUGCAGUUGUUCCUGUUUGUCUACCUUUGUGCUGUGGUCUUCCUUGUACCAUCUUGUAAAAACCCCCAAGUGUCUUUCAUAUAUGUUUUUAAAUAAGAAUUCACAAGUGCCUUGAUUGUUUUUAAACGGAUAUAUGCACAAACACGUGCAAAACAUUCAAAGAAGUAUAUUUUUGUACUAAUUUUUUUCUGAUUGUAUUAGCUGACGGUACCAAAAAUCAUUAUUAAAUGGAAGGAUUUGAUAGUAUUCUUUACUAAGCGUUAAGUUUGAACAAAAACUAAAAUGGUGGACCCUCGAUAUUUACCUGCGCGUCAAAAAGUUUUGUCAUUUUUACUUGACUGGUAUUAGUAUUCAGUUACUAGUCUGGCCUCCUAGAAGUCCAGACCUUAACUCGAUAGAGCAUUUGUGGAACGAAACAGGAACAUUAACGGAAAGGUAGACAAUGAGUAUGGUGGGAUUAUGAAUAUGCACGGGUUAUAGUGUCUAUGAAUCUAUGUGCAAUUAUCUGAUAGACAAAAAUUUAUGCUGCUUCAAAAAUUUGUUUUGUAUUUAGUCAGAUAUUAAUGACGCACAGGUAAAAAUCCAGGGCCCUAUUGUAUAAAUAUUCAUAGAAGGAGAAACACGAUACUUAAAGGAAAAGAUGAUUUAAAAUAUGAUAAUCAAUAAGAGAACUUUAUAUAGGAUAUUUUUAUUUUCAGAACAAAUAAUAUAAGACUUUUAACAUGAACAAAUCCCUAGAUAAACCACGACAUGACACUACUUUUUAUUUUAAUAUUGUUUAUGGUGCUGCUAUAUUCUACAUAAAAAUACCUCAACUUACAUUCACUUAAAUACUCUGAUCAGAAUCUUAACCCAUUGUAAAACUAAUACUAACUACAAAACAAUAAAUGUAAAAAAAACUUUAGGUUAUUUCCACAAGUAGUUUUUAAAUCUAUAACUUAUUAAAAAUUGUAAAAUUUGUAAUUUUCUUAGUGUAUGUUUAAUGUACAUAUAUAUUUCGUGAAAAAGCUUUAAAAAUGUAAUUGUUUUACUCAUAAAUUGUUAUAUACAGAACUCGAAAUACGAUAAUUAUUUUACUCUUGCCUGUUAACAACAAAAUGUGUCUAAUAAAUAAUGUAUUUUAAUAAAUAAGUUAUUAAAAACUA